AUUUCUGUUGUUUUUUGACCCUUUCCAAAAAUCAAAUCUCAAAAGUCGUGGGUAAAAGGUUCCCUUCAUUUCUGGUUUGUUUGUUAAUCCGCUUUUAAUCUUGUACAUCAACGACAGCAACAUGCCUACUCGCUGCGAAAUUUUAUGUGAACUCUUGAUCGCGAUUUUGUUCCCUCCUGUCGGAGUUUGCUUCAGGCACGGUUGCUGCAGCGUUGAGUUCUGGAUUUGUGUGCUGUUAACUGUUCUGGGUUAUAUUCCUGGGAUUAUCUAUGCUCUCUACGCUAUUGUUUUUGUGGAUCGCGAUGAGUACUUCGACGAGUACAGGCGUCCACUUUAUUACUCUGCUUAGUUCUCUUCAAAUUUUCUCUCUUUUGAUGUAAAGUGAUGAUCCUUAAACUGUUAUCUUCUGUGUUUAUCUUAACUUUGGAUUUGUGUA
Messenger RNA from Hibiscus syriacus, 436 nucleotides. RefSeq names its product UPF0057 membrane protein At4g30660-like. The coding region runs from base 122 to 349 and encodes 75 amino acids. Lineage: Eukaryota; Viridiplantae; Streptophyta; Magnoliopsida; Malvales; Malvaceae. The record is from RefSeq and is a predicted model, not a curated record. Gene Ontology annotation, cellular component: membrane. The transcript is spliced from 2 exons.